AUGACCUGUGAGCUUUUUCGGGCGUUCGACAUUGUUUAUUGGCCUGAAAUCCAAUUCUGCAUCCCCAUACAUCAAAUUUUAGCCCAAGUGAAUGACAAACCUUGGGUAAAAAGACCGCCACCCUUGAAAGGAGAAUCGGACAAGAGGGAUACCAGGAAAUAUUGUGCCUUCCAUGGGACAGAUGGGCACAAUACUAAUAACUGCUUUUCUUGGAUAGCGCAUCUCGAAGAACUCAUGAGAGAAAGUCACUGCACGGAGUUCAUCACGAAGCAGGCCAUCCAGCAGAUAGAAGACCGCGAUACCGCCAAGGAGCCACCCCAGAAGGUCAUAAGGAUUAACACAAUCCUAGCCAACUCGGAGGAGUCUGGACUGACCAACAAAGAAAACAAGACGAAGAUCAAACAGGCUACUGUGAUCUCCCAAGUCUCAACUAGCCUCUCACUGGCAGAAGACGAUCCCGUGAUCGGCUUCCAACAGAAAGACUUAAUCGGCCUUGAUCUACCGCACAAAGACGCCCUUGUCAUCAGCAUUCAAAUCGCUCAGGCCAUGGUCAACCGAAUCCAUGCAGAUGAGGGCAGUGCAGCCAACAUCCUACAGAUGGGCUUAGAGACAAAGAUCAAUAAAUCAGCCAAGUCGCUGACUAGCUUCAAUGGCGCAACGACGGUUACCGUGGGCACGAUUGAUCUCGAUGUCUACUCUUCACCUGUAAUCAGCUCGCAAACAUUCAUGGUCAUUGAUGAAGUCUCACCCUACAAUGGCAUUCUAGGCAGACCAUGGAUCGGCCAGAUCAACACCAUCACCUCUGCCACACAUUAG
Messenger RNA from Prunus dulcis (almond), 816 nucleotides. RefSeq lists its product as uncharacterized. The record is from RefSeq and is a predicted model, not a curated record. NCBI's taxonomy places the organism in Eukaryota, Viridiplantae, Streptophyta, Magnoliopsida, Rosales, Rosaceae. The transcript has a single exon. The coding region runs from base 1 to 816 and encodes 271 amino acids.